GAAUUUUACACUGAAAUGGGAAGCCAUGAGGAAUGCACUCCAUAUGAGCAAAGAGUGAUAUGAACUGGCUUGUUUUAAAAGAAUCAUUCUGGAUGUCAAGUGAACAAAGGAGCAAGCAAGGUGAACCUUCAGGAGGCUGUUGUAAUCAUCUAAGUGAACAAUGGUGACUUGGAUUACGAUGGUAACAGAGAGGGCAUCAAUAAAUAAUUGGUGUGGGUAUUUUUAAAGGUGUAAUAAACAGGAUUUAUUGAUGGAAUUAGGUGUAAAAUGUGAAAGAGAAGAGUCAAGCAUGAUCUAAUAUCAAGGUAUUUUGGAAAUACAUUGGCAUUUGCUCAAAUGGGGAAGUAUGUGGAAGAACAGAUUUGGGGGAAGCUUGGGGGCUUGUUUUUGGUCAUAUUAAAUUUGCUAUGCCUAUUAAACAUCGAAGUGGAGAUGUUAAGUAGGCAGUUUGAGUUCAGAAGAGGGGUAUGAGUUGGAGAUAAGAGAUAUUAGUGAGGGAAGAUACUUUAGAGGCCUUAUCCAUGGGGCUCUGAGGUUUAUAGAUUAAAGAGGAUGAGAAGAAACUGGCAAAGGAGAGUGAGAAGGAGCAGUCAAUGAGAAAGGAGGAAUAAGAGUGGAAUAAGAGCCUCCAAGAGUCUGGGAGGCUGAGUGAAGAAUAGUUUAAGGAGAGUAAUUUUGUCAAAUGCUGAUAGGUGUUGUAAUGAUUAUAACUCACCACACUGUGUACUACCUGUUUGUGGGAAAUCUUCUAUUCCUAUUAUACUAUUACAUAGAGAAGCUAUUUCUAACAUCACCUUUAUUAUCAAAUGAAGUUCUGCUGCAGGGCACAGGGCACUGGACCGUUAGAUACAACAGCCGAAGGAAGGCCUGGAGAAGUGUCAGAUGCACAUCAGCGUAAACAGUUUUGUCACUGGCCCUGCAAAUGCCCUCAUCAGAAGCCCCAUUGCCCUCCUGGAGUGAGCCUGGUGAGAGACGGCUGUGGAUGCUGUAAAAUCUGUGCCAAGCAACCAGGGGAAAUCUGCAAUGAAGCUGACCUCUGUGACCCACACAAAGGGCUGUAUUGUGACUACUCAGUAGACAGGCCUAGGUACGAGACUGGAGUGUGUGCAUACCUUGUAGCUGUUGGAUGCGAGUUCAACCAGGUACAUUAUCAUAAUGGCCAAGUGUUUCAGCCCAACCCCUUGUUUAGCUGCCUCUGUGUGAGUGGCGCCAUUGGAUGCACGCCUCUGUUCAUACCAAAGCUGGCUGACAGUCACUGCUCUGGAGCUAAAGGUGGAAAGAAGUCUGAUCAGUCAAACUGUGGCCUGGAACCAUUACUACAGCAGCUUUCAACAAGCUACAAAACAAUGCCAGCUUAUAGAAAUCUCCCACUUAUUUGGAAAGAAAAAUGUCUUGUGCAAGCAACAAAGUGGACGCCCUGCUCCAGAUCAUGUGGGAUGGGAAUAUCUGAUAGGGUGACCAAUGAAAACGGCAACUGUGAAAUGAGAAAAGAGAAAAGACUGUGUUACAUUCAGCCUUGUGACAGCAAUAUAUUGAAGACAAUAAAGAUCCCCAAAGGAAAAACAUGCCAGCCUACUUUCCAACUCGCCAAAGCUGAAAAAUUUGUCUUUUCUGGAUGCUCAAGUACUCAGAGUUACAAACCCACUUUUUGUGGAAUAUGCUUGGAUAAGAGAUGCUGUAUCCCUAAUAAGUCUAAAAUGAUUACUAUUCAAUUCGAUUGCCCAAAUGAGGGGUCAUUUAAAUGGAAGAUGCUGUGGAUUACGUCUUGUGUAUGUCAGAGAAACUGCAGAGAACCUGGAGAUAUAUUUUCUGAGCUCAAGAUUCUGUAAAACAAAGCAAAUGGGGGAAAAGUUAGUCAACCCUGUCAUAUAAUAAAAAAAUUAGUGAGUAUAAAUGGUGGCAAAUCUGCUUUGUUUAAAACAGUAUGAAUGCCUGUUCUUAGAUCACUACAUUUAAGGCAUUAGAAGCUUUUAAAAAAAGAUAUCCUAAAAAUAUACAUAAAAUUUGAAAAACUUAAAAAUUGAACUCAUUUCUAAAAUAUAUCCUAUAAUUAUAUAAUAUGCAGACAUUUGAUACCAU
Piliocolobus tephrosceles (Ugandan red Colobus) is the source of this 2079-nucleotide messenger RNA. RefSeq names its product cellular communication network factor 6 (gene CCN6). The coding region runs from base 807 to 1829 and encodes 340 amino acids. NCBI's taxonomy places the organism in Eukaryota, Metazoa, Chordata, Mammalia, Primates, Cercopithecidae. The transcript is spliced from 4 exons. Gene Ontology annotation, cellular component: extracellular region; extracellular matrix. Gene Ontology annotation, biological process: cell adhesion; positive regulation of cell differentiation; signal transduction. The record is from RefSeq and is a predicted model, not a curated record. Gene Ontology annotation, molecular function: heparin binding; integrin binding.